GCGCACAAAUCCCAACUCCAGUCGAAGAUGGAUGUUCGAUACUUGAAGAAUACCUACCCGGACUUCCCCAGAAAGGGCGACAACACAGCGGCCUACGAUGAAGAGCCCAUCAAAGACCUAAUCUCCACCUACGUGAAGAGCAUCUUGGAGACCUGCAAGCCCCAGAAGGAGGAUCGCGGAGACCUGUACGUGGGCAACGCGGGCAUAGCCUACAUGUUCUGGAAGCUGUCGCGCAGCAGGCAUACCCGUGAUCUGUGGCCCACAGCCUUGCAGCACGCCUCGACGUUCAUACGCAAGGCCAAGGCGAAUGCCGAGCUCUUCAAGAGGCGUUCGUCGCUGCAGAGCUACUCGUUUCUCUGCGGCAGUGCUGGCAUCUAUGCGGUGUCCGCAGCCAUCUCGGAGGCCCUCAAGGACCCCCAGGGGCUGUCCAAGGACUUGGCGAGCUUUAGGGCGGCCAUGCCUUCGGACAAGGACACCGGCGGCUGCGAUGAGAUAUUGGUGGGACGUGCCGGCUAUCUGUCCGGCUGCUACUGGCUGAACGACGUGCUGGCGGACCAGAAGAUCCCCGACGAGGACCUGAUCGCCGUUUGCCAGGACAUAGUGGCCAGCGGUCGCCAGUACAGCGCGAAGAACCACUCCCACCUGCCGCUGAUGUACGCCUUUCACGGCACGGAGUAUCUGGGAGCCGCCCACGGACUGUCCGGCAUUCUGCACAUGCUCCUGGAAAGUCCGUGGUUCCGCAAGGGCCACUCCCUGGCCUCAGAAUCGUCGUUGUUUGACAUAUCCGCUCCUGCGGACGUAUUGCACGACCUCAAGCGCUCCAUCGACUGCAUUCUCACGCUGCAGAAUGACGAGGGAAACUUUCCCAUCACCCUGGAGGAGGGCAACGACAGGCGGCUGGUGCAGUGGUGCCACGGUGCGCCCGGUGUCGUCUAUCUGCUGGCCAAGGCCUACCUGAUCUUCAAGGAGCACAAGUACUUGCAGGCCAUAGAGCGCUCAGCCGAUUGCGUGUGGCGCAGGGGCUUCCUCCGCAAGGGUCCUGGCAUCUGUCACGGUGUGGCCGGCAAUGCCUACGUGUUUCUGCUGCUGUUCCGCCUGACCCACGACACGAUUUACCUCUACAGGGCCCACAAGUUCAUGGAGCUGCUGACCAGCGACGAGUUCAAGCAGAAGGCUCGCGUCCCCGACAGACCCCACAGCCUGUACGAGGGUGUGGCCGGGACUGUUUGCUAUUUGGUGGAUCUGCUCGAGCCGGAGGAGGCCCACUUUCCCUUCAUGGAUGUGUUUCACUAGGAAAAGCAUGGGGCAGGCUUAAAGGAGGGGUCUGAGGUCACGGCCAAGGCUCGGAGGUUUAAAGCUAGGUCCUUCUUUAAGGUCCUCGAUAAAUGAAUCAAAAUUAAACAAAUAUUCCCCCAACCCAA
Molecule: messenger RNA, 1421 nt
Organism: Drosophila persimilis
Lineage: Eukaryota; Metazoa; Arthropoda; Insecta; Diptera; Drosophilidae
Product: lanC-like protein 3 homolog
Exons: 2
Coding region: 28-1293 (421 amino acids)
Biological process (GO): peptide modification; carbohydrate metabolic process
Cellular component (GO): plasma membrane
Source: RefSeq, a predicted model, not a curated record